Molecule: messenger RNA, 4423 nt
Organism: Pongo pygmaeus (Bornean orangutan)
Lineage: Eukaryota; Metazoa; Chordata; Mammalia; Primates; Hominidae
Gene: FAM194C
Product: chromosome 2 C3orf20 homolog
Exons: 17
Coding region: 292-3009 (905 amino acids)
Source: RefSeq, a predicted model, not a curated record
CCUGGAGUAGCCCAUGCCAUACUGUGUCCUUUUAAGUCAGUAAAUUGAACUAAGUCGGUUAUUCGGCAAGCAGUUCCUGUAAAAAACUACAUGGCUAAGGUUCUUAUUGAUUGACCACAAGCAGAUCUUUCACCCUCGGAUCUCUAGCUACAAAAGGAACCACUGGCUCAAUGACCUGUAAGGGCCAUUUCAGCACAUCCAUUCUGUCCAUCUCCAAGCCUUCACCGUAGGGAAGAACUUUUGCUCUAGUCACCUCUCAGAGAGCUCUCUUUAUAGCUGAAGGUCCCUCUCAUGAGUUACAUCAAGAGUAACCUAGAAUUAUACCAGCAAUACACAGCCAUGGCCCCCAAGCUACUGGCCCGCAUCUCCAAACUCCUCAUGAUCUGCCAGAAUGCAGGCAUUUCUAUACCAAAGGGCAUCAGAAACAUCUUUGAGUUCACUUGGGAAGAGCUCAUCAGCGACCCUUCAGUGCCUACCCCGUCCGACAUCUUGGGCCUGGAGGUCAGCUUUGGAGCCCCACUGGUGGUGCUCAUGGAACCCACCUUUGUGCAGGUCCCCACACUGAAGAAGCCACUACCUCCACCACCACCAGCACCACCACGUCCAGUGCUGCUGGCAACAACUGGGGCAGCCAAGCGCUCCACCCUCUCUCCCACCAUGGCCCGUCAGGUGCGUGCCCACCAGGAGACCCUGAACAGGUUUCAGCAGCAAUCCAUCCACCUGCUGACGGAGCUCCUCAAACUGAAGAUGAAGGCCAUGGUGGAGUCUAUGUCUGUGGGUGCCAACCCCUUGGACAUCACCAGGCGCUUUGUGGAGGCCAGCCAGCUCCUCCACCUCAACGCCAAGGAGAUGGCCUUCAACUGCCUGAUCGGCACAGCCGGGAGAAGUGGCUACAGCAGUGGACAGUUGUGGAAAGAGUCCCUCGCAAACAUGUCCGUCAUUGGGGUGAACUCGCCUUACCAGCUGAUCUACCACUCUUCCACAGCCUGUCUGAGCUUUUCCCUCUCUACUGGAAAAGAAGCCAAGAAGAAAAUAGGCAAAUCUAGAACUAUAGAAGAUGUCAGCAUGCCGCCCCCGCAUCGAGGAGUGGGAACCCCUGCCAACAGCCUGGAGUUCAGCGACCCCUGCCCUGAGGCCCGGGAGAAGCUGCAGGAGUUGUGUCGCCACGUAGAUGCCGAAAGGGCCACGUGGAAAGGGAGGAAUAUCUCCUACCCCAUGAUCUUACGAAACUACAAGGCAAAGAUGCCCUCUCAUCUAAUAUUGGCCCACAAAGGAGACUCUCAGACCCUGGGUUUACAUUACCCUCCCACUGCAAGUGCUCAGACUCUCAGCCCCACCCCUCACCCAUCUUCUGCCAACCAUCAUUUCAGUCGGCAUUGUCAAGAGGGGAAGGCACCCAAGAAGGCCCUCAAGUUUCAUUACACAUUCUAUGACGGCUCCUCCUUCGUUUACUAUCCCUCUGGAAACGUGGCUAUAUGUCAGAUCCCCACAUGCUGCAGAGGGAGAACCAUCACCUGCCUCUUUAAUGACAUACCUGGAUUCUCCUUGCUGGCCCUGUUCAAUGCUGAAGGUCAGGGCUGUGUUCACUACAACCUGAAAACCAGUUGCCCAUAUGUCUUAAUCUUGGAUGAGGAAGGUGGCACCACCAAUGACCAGCAGGGCUAUGUAGUCCACAAAUGGAGCUGGACUUCCAGGACAGAGACCCUGCUUUCCCUGGAAUAUAAGGUGAAUGAGGAAAUGAAACUAAAGGUGCUGGGACAGGACUCCAUCACAGUCACCUUCACCUCCCUGAAUGAGACAGUAACACUCACUGUGUCGGCCAACAAUUGUCCCCAUGGAAUGGCAUAUGACAAACGGCUGAAUCGCAGAAUCAGCAACAUGGACAACAAGGUGUAUAAGAUGAGCCGAGCCCUGGCUGAGAUCAAGAAGCGGUUUCAGAAGACAGUGACUCAGUUCAUUAAUUCUAUCUUGCUGGCCGCAGGUCUGUUUACCAUUGAAUAUCCCCCCAAAAAAGAGGAGGAAGAAUUUGUUCGGUUGAAGAUGAGAUCUGGAACUCAUCCCGAGCGGCUCCCCAAGCUAAGUUUAUACUCAGGAGAAAGUCUUUUACAAUCUCAGUCAGGCCAACUGGAAUCCUCAAUUGCAGAGACUUUGAAGGAUGAGCCUGAGUCUGCUCCUGUGAGCCCAGUUCGGAGGAAGACCACCAAAAUCCACACCAAAGCCAAGGUCACAUCCAGAGGGAAGGCCCGCGAGGGGCGCAGCCCCACCAGGUGGGCGGCCUCGCCCUCAGACUGCCCGCUGGUGCUGCGGAAGCUCAUGCUCAAGGAAGACGCCCAUGCUGGCUGCAAGUGCCUGGUGAAGGCACCCCUGGUCUCUGACGUGGAGCUGGAGCGCUUCCUGUUGGCGCCCCGAGACCCCAGCCAAGUGCUGGUGUUUGGGAUCAUCUCAAGCCAGAACUACACCAGCACUGGGCAGCUCCAGUGGCUGCUGAACACUCUCUACAACCACCAGCAGCGGGGCCGUGGCUCCCCCUGCAUCCAGUGCCGGUAUGACUCCUACCGCCUGCUGCAGUAUGACCUGGACAGCCCCCUGCAGGAGGACCCUCCCCUGAUGGUGAAGAAGAACUCUGUGGUACAGGGGAUGAUUCUGAUGUUUGCCGGGGGGAAGCUCAUUUUUGGGGGCCGUGUUUUGAAUGGAUAUGGCCUCAGCAAGCAGAAUCUGCUGAAACAGAUCUUCCGGUCUCAACAGGAUUGCAAGAUGGGCUACUUCCUGCCGGAUGACUACAAAUUCAGUGUUCCCAACUGUGUCCUGAGCCUGGAGGAUUCUGAAUCAGCCAAGAAAUCCGAGUCAGAAGAUAUCCAAGGAAGCAGCUCCUCAUUGGCCCUGGAAGACUAUGUGGAGAAGGAGUUAUCUCUGGAGGCUGAGAAGGCAAGAGAGCCUGAAGUGGAGCUACAUCCUCUCAGGGGGGACAGCAAGAUAACCAGCUGGAAGAAGCAGGCCUCCAAGAAGUAGCGCCAUCCUGGCGGCAGCCAAGUGAGCCAGGCCCCGGCCCGGGGUGCUGGGGAUUCCUGCCAGCCCAGCCCUACCUCCCCUGUCUCCCACCCUGUCCUCCAAGCCUCUAUAAUAAACCAGUGGGCCUCCAGCUUGGGGUGAGGCUCUGGGGAAGGACAGACCCAGCUCAUUCUGUCUUCUGUGAGGCUAGAGGCCCCCAACAGACUUGUCCCAGGUCAAGUCCUUGGAAACUCGGUUCCCCCAAUGCAGAACUUCCUCUGCGGCCAGUUAAGUCAGCUGAGGCCCUCCCACACUCAAGGAAGGAAGCUACCUCCAAGGGGUAGCUCCAGGAUAGGUGACCCAGUAACCCCCAGGACGCCCAGAUGGGACUGAACUGGGCCUCUAUACCCUUCCUGGGUCGGGGAGGCUCAGUCUAUGGCGUAGGUGGAAAAGACAGCAAGAAGAGAACAGUGAAGAGGCAGAGAGAAAGGGCAAAGACAGGGAAGAAGAGACAAAGGGAGAAAUGAGAGGAGGAGCAAGGAGAGAGAGGAAGAAACAAGUGAGAGGGAAGGGGAGGGGGUAAGAAAGAAGAUGGAGGAGGGAGAAGGAGAGAGGAAGAGUAGGAGGAAUAAACAAGGAGGCAGGGGGAGGGGAACAAGUAAGGAAGGAAGGGAGGGAGGAGGGGAACAAGCAAGAGGGGGGAGGGGAACAAGUAAGGAGUGGGAGAGGGGAGGGGAACAAGUAAGGAGGGAGGGGGCAGGAAGAAGCAAGUGUGGAGUGAGGAGGGAGUUAAGAGGGUGACGGGGAAGAAAUCACUGAGGGGGAUCUGAGGAAGAUGAGAAUGGUGCAGGCUGAGAGACUUAAUGACAGAGUGCUCACCCCUAGGGACCCUUCAGUGAUGCCCUGAAAGCCAGAGCCCUGUGGCCUCCUGGGGGCAGACAUCCCCACUGAGCCCAGCCACAGUGCCAUUUGGUGCAUUUCGGGCUUCUUUCCUGAGCCACAGGCCUUAGAAAUCCUUGCCAGUAUCAAGGGGCCCAAGACAGUAGCCCCUCUGGGGUGCUAAGUUUCCCCAUGCCCCUGAGGGUGCCUGUGAGGGACAGAGAGAACCCCUGCUGUGGGCCCACUGCUCUGGGCUGUCUCGUCCUAACCCCUGCGCUGGGCCCACGACACUGGGCUGUCUUUUCUGGGUUCACUGGAACCCUUUCCAGGAGCAGCUGAGGACUCCAGAAGGUCUACCUUUUUCUCCCAGCCCAGAGCAGAGCUCAGGCCUUGAGCAUUUAGUGAGAUGUUGCACUUAGAAAUGCUUAUGCUUCCUCUGUAAUAUAAGCUUUUUUAAUCUGAAUCUUUCAAGCUUUAAUGUUUAUCCUUUGUAUCAUUCAGAAAUGUUUUUUGAAUUAUACACUUGUUCUUCUAGAAAUGAAUUCGAAAUGACUUG